Messenger RNA from Didymosphaeria variabile, 462 nucleotides. RefSeq names its product mitochondrial acyl carrier protein (gene ACP2). Gene Ontology annotation, biological process: fatty acid biosynthetic process. The coding region runs from base 1 to 462 and encodes 153 amino acids. Gene Ontology annotation, molecular function: acyl carrier activity; acyl binding. Gene Ontology annotation, cellular component: mitochondrion. The transcript is spliced from 5 exons. The record is from RefSeq and is a predicted model, not a curated record. Lineage: Eukaryota; Fungi; Ascomycota; Dothideomycetes; Pleosporales; Didymosphaeriaceae.
AUGUUCCGCACUGCUCUCGUCAGGUCCGCAAGGCAAGCCGUCCGUGCCGCCCCCCGGUGGCAGGCGCCAAUUGCUCGUCCCGUUGCGCGAAGCUCCCUGUUCCUGGCAAAGCAGACCGCUCCUUCCGCGCGCUUCCAGGCUGUCCGAUGCUACGCCUCGUCAACCGGCCUAUCGAAGGAUGAGGUCGAGGGCAGGAUAAUGGAUCUGUUGAAGAACUUUGACAAGGUCACCGAUACCUCGAAGUUGAAUGGCGAGUCGCACUUCCACAACGACCUCGGGUUGGACAGUCUCGACACCGUAGAGGUGGUUAUGGCGAUUGAGGAGGAAUUCAGCAUUGAGAUCCCGGACAAGGAGGCGGAUGCUAUCCACAGCGUCAAGCAAGCAGUCGACUACAUCCUGGCCCAGCCCGAUGGUAAGAAGGCCCAACCAGGUUCGAACCAGAUACUGGAUUGCAGUGGCUAA